This is a messenger RNA of Capsicum annuum, 4025 nucleotides long. RefSeq names its product LRR receptor-like serine/threonine-protein kinase GSO1. Lineage: Eukaryota; Viridiplantae; Streptophyta; Magnoliopsida; Solanales; Solanaceae. Bases 1286 to 2758 code for a protein of 490 amino acids. Gene Ontology annotation, molecular function: protein binding. The transcript is spliced from 3 exons. The record is from RefSeq and is a predicted model, not a curated record.
CAUAAAACCACAUCAUUACUAUCCACAUCCAUAUUCCUACCAAUAUAUGCAAUUAUGGAGAAAGCUUUCUUCUCUUUUCUCUUGUUGCUUCAGUACUAUAUUAUAAGUAGUUCGGCCAUGACCCAACUUAACAUCUCCACUGACCAAUUAGCUCUCCUUUCCCUGAAAUCUCAAAUCAUUUCAGACCCCUUUCAUUACUUGGAUGAAAGUUGGUCUCCAGCUACAUCUGUUUGCCAUUGGGUUGGAAUCACUUGUGGCUCCCGUCACCUGUGAGUGACGUCCUUGAAUCUUUCCAACAUGGCUCUUACGGGCGUAAUACCCCGUGAACUUAGGAACCUAACAUUUCUUGUUUAUCUUGACUUGGGAAGCAACAAUUUCCAUGGAAAUUUGCCUCAAGAAAUGACACACUUGCAUCGACUUAAGGUUCUUGAUUUGAGUAUCAACAGCUUCAGCGGGGAGGUUCCCUCUUGGUUUGGGUUUUUACACCAACUUCAAGUACUAAACCUUGGAAAUAAUAGUUUCACUGGUUCCAUCCCUUGUUCAUUUUCUAAUGUUUCCACACAUGAGACUUUGAAUCUGAAUUUCAAUUCCAUAGAGGGCCAAAUACCAAAAGUGAUUGGAAGUCUUUUAAACCUUAAAGUGUUAAACUUGAAGGGUAACAAGCUCGUUGGCUUUAUUCAUAUGUCACUAUCGAAUGCCUCAAGGUUGGAGUCUUUGGAGAUAUCUUAUAAUUCACUUCAAGGAAACAUCCUAGAGUGGAUCGGAAAUCUUCACAAACAUGAAAGUGCUAUCCAUACAAGCUAAUCAACUUACGGGUUCUAUACCUUUCAUAAUUUUCAAUAUUUCAAGAAUUUAAGUCAUUGCAUUUGCCGACAAUAGCGUAUCAGGAUAUCUUCCCAAUGGUUUAUGCAAUGAUCUCUCAAUACUCAAAGGGCUUCAUUUAUCCAAAAACAAGCUUCACGGUCAUAUGCCUACAAGCUUAUCAAAUUGUUCACAACUUCAAAUUUUGUCAUUAUCGGAUAAUGAGUUUGAUGGACCAAUACAUAGUGAAAUUGGAAGAUUGAGUAACUUGCAGACAUUUUUUCUAGGAUUUAACCAUUUCAAUGGGAUGAUUCCACAAGAAAUUGGAAAUCUUGUUAAUUUGGCGGAGUUAGCCAUGGAGAUAAACCAGAUUACCGGCCUUGUCCCGAUCUCCAUAUUAAAUAUCUCAUCACUGCAAAUUUUGUCACUGUCGAUGAACUACUUUAGUGGAUUCUUACCAUAGGAAAUUGGCAACUUAACCAAGAUGCAGAAUCUACAGCUUGGUGACAAUAAGCUUAUCGGUGAAAUACCCAAAGAGAUAAGCAAUCUUGUUGAGUUGGAGGUACUUGAUCUUUCGGGCAAUAGUUUUAGUGGUUCACUUGAUAUGGAGAUCUUCAACAUAUCAGGGCUGAGAGUGAUUUCUAUUUCAAACAAUAAUCUAUCAGGAAGCCUCCCACCAAACAUGUGUUCUAUCUUACCCAACAUUGAAAAGAUUUAUCUGAACGACUUAACCAAUCUUGUUGGGACUAUUCCUCAUUCUAUCUCCAAUUGUUCAGAACUUACUAUUCUAGAGCUUUCUAACAACCAACUCACUGGCUUGAUUCCCAAUUCUCUUGGACAUUUGGCUCAUCUACAGUUCCUAAACUUGGAGAGAAACAAUUUAACAAGCGAUUCAACGUUAAGCUUUCUGAUUUCCUUAACCAGUUGCAGAAAUUUAACAUUUCUAUCUGUAUAUUUGAAUCCUCUAAACGGCAUGCUUCCUGCCUCCACGGGGAACCUUUCCACCUCUCUUAGAACAUUUGUCGCCGACAUUUGCAGAAUCAAAGGGCGAAUUCCUAAUGAGGUUGGGAACUUAAGCAGCUUAUUAGACCUUAGCCUUUCUGGAAACAACUUGGUCGGAUCGAUUCCAACAUCAAUUGGCAAUUUGAGAGACCUUCAGCGGUUCAACUUGAGUAGCAACAAAUUUACAGGAUUUAUUGGAGAUCAUAUAUGUAAAUUGCAGCAUCUGGGUGAUAUUUACUUGGAUCAAAAUCAACUUUCAGGAUCUCUUCCUAAUUGUUUAGGGAAUAUUACUUCCCUUAGGGAGAUACAUCUCGGUUCCAAUAAAUUGAGUUCCAAUAUACCACCAAGCUUAGGGAACCUUCAAGAUCUAGUGGUUCUUGACUUAUCGUCAAACAACAUGGUAGGUUCUUUACCUCCAGAAAUUGGAAAUCUAACGGCUGCGACACUGAUAGAUCUGUCAAUGAAUCAAUUCUCAAAUGGAAUUCCUACAGAAAUUGGAGGCUUGCAAAAUCUGGUAAACCUUUCUUUGAGACACAACAAGUUACAAGGAGCUAUACCUGACUCAAUGAGCAACAUGGUAGGUUUGGAAUUCCUACACCUUUCUCACAAUAAUAUAUCUGGAAUCAUUCCUAAGUUUUUGGAGAAACUUCAAAACUUGAAGUAUUUCAAUGUUUCUGUCAACAAAUUGUAUGGUGAAAUACCCUAUGGGGGUCCUUUCAAGAAUCUCUCGAGUCAGUUUUUCAUCCACAAUGAAGCAUUGUGUGGUUCUUCAAGAUUUCGGGUCCCGCCAUGCCCCACUUCAUCAAAGAACAAAUCAAAUAGGGAAAAAUUGCUUGUUCUUUUUCUUUUGCUCGCAAUUACAGUUGUAUUUGUUACUAUGGCCUUUGUGCUCCUAUGGAUAAGGUAUAAAGAGGUAAAAGUGCGCCUCAACAAGCUGAUUCAUUGUCUGCCGUAACACGAGAAAGAAUUUCAUACUAUGAACUGCUCCAAGCAACGGAUGACCUUAGUGAGAGUAAUCUGAUUGGUUUUGGAAGUUCUGGCUCUGUUUACACAGGUGUUCUCAGAAGUGGAACUGCCAUUGCAGUUUAAGUGUUCAACCCGCAACUGGAUGCGGCAUUCAAGAGUUUUGAUACAGAAUGUGAAGUUUUGCGUAGCCUUCACCAUAGGAAUCUCGUAAAAGUCAUUACUAGUUGUUCCAAUCUUGAUUUUAAGGCUUUAGUUCUUGAUUAUAUGCCUAAUGGGAGUCUUGAGUUGUAUUUGUAUUCGCACAACUACUUCCUCGACAUCAAGCAGAGACUAGGCAUAAUGAUAGAUGUGGCAUGUGGUUUGGAAUAUCUUCACCAUGGGUGCUCGUUGCCUGUGAUUCACUGUGAUGUGAAGCCUAGUAACGUCUUGCUGGAUGAAGAUAGGGUUGCCCACCUCAGCGACUUUGGCAUUUCAAAACUGCUUGGUGAAGAUCAGGGUGAUUUGUACACUAAAACCUUAGCAACAUUCGGGUAUAUUGCACCGGGUACGUCUCUUUGUUUUGCUAAUUUAUUGAACAUUGAUUAUUCCUUUCUUUUUUUCCAACCUAGAAAGCAUAUUGCAUCUUUAAAUGAAUUGUCCGACUGUAGAGUAUGGACUGGAAGGACUAGUGUCAACAAAGUGUGACGUCUAUAGUUAUGGGGUCAUGUUGCUGGAAACGUUUACUAAGAGAAAGCCUAAUGAGUUUGAGGGAGAUCUUAGCUUGAAGCAAUGGGUGAGUCAUUCACUUCCAGAUGCCGUCAUGGAGGUCGUAGAUGCCAACUUGUUAACAUCAACUGGUAAUUGCUUAAAUAAGGAGCGAGAUGGUGUGGCAUCAAUCAUGAAAGUUGCAUUAGAUUGUUGUAACGAAUCUCCAACAAGAAGAACCAACAUGAAAGAUGUUGUAAGGAUCCUACAGAAGAUCAAGAUUCAACUUCUAGCAUGUUGAGCAUGUUGUUGGAAUUGUUCCAAAUAAUUUGUUUGCUGCAAAUAUUUGAUUAGUUUUGGAUUCCUGUAAUAUUGCUUCUUUCUUUUUUGUUUUAGCACUUUAUUUCUGCAUGAUUCUGUUUUCAGAAAUUCUAGCGGUUUGAAUAAAUCUCACUAUUUCCUUUUAACAAAAACUAAAUUGAUCAUCAAAAUAGAAUGAUUUAUUUUUGUAAGUGUUAAAAGGGAUAUUAACAUGUUGGAGUGUGACAUAUCCCAAUUUCUGCUUCCUCUCC